Messenger RNA from Cercocebus atys (sooty mangabey), 1643 nucleotides. RefSeq names its product basic salivary proline-rich protein 1-like. The record is from RefSeq and is a predicted model, not a curated record. NCBI's taxonomy places the organism in Eukaryota, Metazoa, Chordata, Mammalia, Primates, Cercopithecidae.
UUCUUAAUCCAGUCUAUCAUUCAUGGGCAUUUGGGUUGGUUCCAAGUCUUUGCUAUUGUAAAUAGCAAGGGAAGCUGUGAGACACGGCACCGGGAAAAUCAGGUCACUCCCACCCUAAUACUGUGCUUUUCCAAUGGUCUUAGCAAACAGCACAGGAGUGGGUGAAUUUUAUAGAAUAUUCUAGAGAAAGGGAAGAGCAUGAAGGAAGUUUUAGCGACAUAACAUCGCCUGGCUCCCUCACAGAACUCUGUAUUCAGUUUUCUCAGGUCUAGAAAUUUCCUGGUGGUUUCUGUGUUCAUUUUGCAUUAAUAACCUCUAAAAAUACUUUAAAAUACACAAUUUCAGCCUUCCUGUGUUGUACAGCACCAAGCCUUGCCUGAGCUGAGUGAGAUCCACAGAAGCUUGAACAAUAGCUGUAGCCUGAGCAGGCUGCGGGGCAGCAUUAUGUCAUCUUUGUGUGCCCAGGAGUGUGCUGUCCUCACACGUCUCCUAGAUAGCAGAAGCCAUCUCUAUCGCAUCAAAAAUUUAGCUAAAUAUGAAAAUAUCUGUACAUACACAUCACAAGAGAUGGAAAUAGGGCAUAAAAAGAUCCAGAGAUAUAGACCAUCUUCACUGCUGGCUGUAGCAUCACUGCUUACACACACAUAAACAGAAAUAAGUAGCACAGUGAAAAGUGGAUAAUAGUCUUACCUAUAAGACUGAAACUCUAAUGAUAUCUAAAGUUCAAUUAUGACACAGUGCUGAUGGCUUGGGCACAGUUCCUUUAAAACCAUUGUUGAAGUUACAGUUGUACCUUUUAGAAAUAAGACACUAACAACAUAUCCGACCCAACCCAUCCCCCUGGGUUAGAGUAUCAAAGAGAAAUAAGGGAUACACCUGACCUGCAGUGAGCAAAGCAGAACCCAGUCUCUAAGGUGGUGAGGCCCCCCAGUGUGGAGCUGAAAGCUGCCAUUGUUUUGCUUCUCUUUAUAAAGGGAGCUGCCCCGUUCCUCCCAGCACAGUGUUGGGAGCAACUCUAGAGCCUCCUGCAAGAUGCUGUUGAUUCUGCUGUCAGUGGCCCUGCUGGCCCUGAGCUCAGCUCAGAACUUACAUGAAGAUGUCGGCCAGGAAGAAUCUCCCUCCCUAAUAUCAGAACAUCAACAAGGACAACCCCAGCAAGGAGGCAACAAACCUCAAGGUCCCCCACCUUCAGGAGGGCCACAAGGACCACCCCAACAAGGAGGCAAGAAACCUCAAGGUCCCCCACCUCCAGGAAAGCCAAAAGACCACGCCCAACAAGGAGGCAACAGACCUCAAGGUCCCCCACCUCCAGGAAGGCCACAAGGACCACCCCAACAAGGAGGCAACAGACAUCAAGGUCCCCCACAACCAGGAAGGCCACAAGGACCACCCCAACAAGGAGGCAACAGACCUCAAGGUCCCCCACCUCCAGGAAGGCCCCAGGGACCACCAUCCCCUCCUCAAGGGGGCAGACCCGCCGGACCUCCCCAGGGACAGUCUCCCCAGUAAUCUAGGAUUCAAUGACAGGAAAUGAAUAAGAAGACGAUAGUGAUUCAAAUGAUUCAAAUGCCAUGACGUUGGAAGAAGGUGGUCAUAGCUCUAACUUCAAUAUACCAAUAAAAUAAUCAGCUUGCAAUUUCUGA